Molecule: messenger RNA, 1714 nt
Organism: Salarias fasciatus (jewelled blenny)
Lineage: Eukaryota; Metazoa; Chordata; Actinopteri; Blenniiformes; Blenniidae
Product: coatomer subunit zeta-1-like
Exons: 10
Coding region: 70-639 (189 amino acids)
Biological process (GO): intra-Golgi vesicle-mediated transport; retrograde vesicle-mediated transport, Golgi to endoplasmic reticulum; intracellular protein transport
Cellular component (GO): COPI vesicle coat
Source: RefSeq, a predicted model, not a curated record
CAGGAGGAGGAGGUGAUCCGGACUGACAGAUCAGAUCUGUCCACGUCAACACAGCGAGCGGCCGCCGUCAUGGACUCCACGUCUCCGGAACCAUCCCUCUACACCGUGAAGGCCGUCUUCAUCCUGGACAACGACGGGAACCGCCUCCUGUCCAAGUACUACGAUCCAGAUCUGUAUCCGUCCAUGAAGGAGCAGAAGAACUUUGAGUUGAACAUUUUCAACAAGACUCACAAAGCAGACAAUGAGAUUGCGUUCCUGGAGGGUCUGACCAUCGUCUAUAAGAGCAGCAUCGACGUCUUCUUCUACGUGGUGGGCAGCGCUCAGGAGAACGAGCUGAUGCUCAUGUCCGUCCUCAACUGUCUCUUCGAGUCCCUCAAUCAAAUCCUCAGGAAGAACGUGGAGCGGCGGGGACUGCUGGACAACAUGGACGGAGUGUUCCUGGUGGUGGACGAGAUUGUGGACGGAGGGGUGGUCCUGGAGAGCGACCCGCAGCAAGUCCUGCAGAAGGUCAACUACAGGGCUGACGAGAACCCGCUAACGGAACAGAGCAUGGCCCAGCAUCUAACAGAGAAGCUGGCUCUGACCACCAACGUUCUGCAGUCGGCCAAGGAACAAAUCAAAUGGUCCAUCCUGAAGUAGAGGCGGCGCCACCUGCACGGGACUAGUACUGGACUAGUACUGGACUUAAUCAGCCAGCUGGGUUAGUUAACCAGCCUGCUUUGUUAGUUAACCAGCCUGCUUUGUUAGUUAAACAGGCUGCCGGGUUAGUUAACCAGCCCGCCGGGUUAGUUAACCAGCCUGCUUUGUUAGUUAAACAGGCUGCCGGGUUAGUUAACCAGCCCGCCGGGUUAGUUAACCAGCCUGCUGCUCCUCGAGUCACUCAUGUGGUUUUUCCUCACAUCUGGGAUUUAAUUUAUUCUGCUUCACACAUCAUAUUGAUUCUAUGCAGGACAAAGAGUCGGCGCGCACACACACACACACACACACACACACACACACACACACACACACACACACACACACACACACAACACACACACACACACACACACACACACACACACACCUGUCCUGCAGAUGUUGUUUCUGAGUCGUUGAUCUGAUGAAAAUUCAAGUCAUCCUUCCAGAACACCUUAAACUCCUGACACUACUGGCUUCGCUCUGACUGUAAUGUUUUGUUGUGGAGCUCUUUGGUACGAGGUGUGGGUGGAGGUCUGACUGUUGUGGUGCUAGGUUUGUUAUAUGGUUGAAGGCUCUGAUGUGGUACUAGGUCUGACUGUUGGUCUGUGACGUGGUUGGGGGGGGGGGUCUGACUUUUGGGAUGUGAGGUGGUGCCCGGUCUGACUGUUGGUCUGUGACGUGGUACCCGGUCUGACCGUUGGUCUGUGACGUGGUACCCGGUCUGACUGUUGGUCUGUAAUGACGGCUGCUCACUCGCUGCUGCUGCACUGAACUCGCUGCUUGUCGGGGAAAUGAGGCGUCUGGAGCUCAGACCAGGUGGAAAAGAAGGAUUCAGUGAUUCAGCAGCCGCAGCUUUGAAGAAAUCCUCUGUUUUACUGUUACGAUGGGAGUUCGACUCGUUCAGAGAUAUUUAAUAUUUUCUUAGAAGACAAAAAGAAAAAGCCAAAGACUAAUUAUUUUGUUUAUAUUUGUAUGAAGUUGAAACAAACAGGUGUUUUUCUGUCUGGUGUUGACUGAUAAUAAAAGUUAAAUG